Gopherus flavomarginatus (Mexican gopher tortoise) is the source of this 2258-nucleotide messenger RNA. RefSeq names its product casein kinase 1 delta (gene CSNK1D). Gene Ontology annotation, molecular function: protein serine/threonine kinase activity; ATP binding. NCBI's taxonomy places the organism in Eukaryota, Metazoa, Chordata, Testudines, Testudinidae. The coding region runs from base 209 to 1441 and encodes 410 amino acids. Gene Ontology annotation, cellular component: nucleus; cytoplasm; spindle microtubule. The transcript is spliced from 10 exons. Gene Ontology annotation, biological process: regulation of circadian rhythm; endocytosis; positive regulation of canonical Wnt signaling pathway. The record is from RefSeq and is a predicted model, not a curated record.
GUAUGGCGACUCGGGCCGGGAGACGCUGAGGAGAUCCGGGACCCUGGGGAAUCCGCGUCCAUCCGACCCGGUGCGGCGCUGCCCGCUCGCUUCACUGGUUUUGAGCGGCGGGACCGGGGACUGCGAUGGUUACAGGAGUUGCCGGGCUCUGAACUGGCAUUCGUGAAGCCGACUUGGGCGGGCAGAGCAGCCGAACUGGGCCGCUGCCAUGGAGCUGAGAGUCGGGAACCGAUACCGGCUGGGCCGGAAGAUCGGGAGCGGCUCUUUCGGGGAUAUUUACCUAGGAACCGACAUUGCUGCCGGUGAGGAGGUUGCCAUCAAAUUGGAAUGUGUGAAAACCAAACAUCCUCAGCUCCACAUAGAGAGUAAAAUCUACAAAAUGAUGCAGGGAGGAGUGGGUAUUCCCACAAUUAAAUGGUGUGGAGCUGAAGGAGACUAUAAUGUAAUGGUGAUGGAGUUGUUGGGACCAAGCCUUGAAGAUCUAUUCAAUUUUUGUUCAAGGAAAUUCAGUCUGAAGACAGUCCUGUUGCUUGCUGACCAAAUGAUUAGUCGGAUUGAAUAUAUCCACUCUAAGAACUUCAUCCACCGAGAUGUAAAACCUGAUAACUUCCUGAUGGGUCUGGGAAAGAAAGGCAAUCUGGUCUACAUCAUAGACUUUGGGUUAGCCAAGAAGUAUCGGGAUGCUCGAACUCACCAGCACAUUCCAUAUCGUGAAAAUAAAAACUUAACAGGAACUGCCCGUUAUGCAUCUAUAAACACUCAUCUUGGAAUUGAGCAGUCUCGCAGAGACGACUUGGAGUCCUUGGGCUAUGUACUGAUGUAUUUUAACCUGGGCUCCCUCCCCUGGCAGGGACUGAAGGCAGCAACAAAAAGACAGAAAUAUGAACGUAUCAGUGAAAAGAAAAUGUCUACUCCCAUUGAGGUUUUGUGUAAAGGAUAUCCUUCCGAGUUUGCUACAUACCUGAAUUUCUGCCGCUCUUUGCGUUUUGAUGACAAACCAGACUAUUCUUAUCUAAGACAGUUAUUCAGAAACCUGUUCCACCGACAAGGCUUCUCCUAUGACUAUGUAUUUGACUGGAACAUGCUCAAAUUUGGUGCAAGCAGAGCUGCUGAAGAUGCUGAACGUGAAAGGAGAGAACGAGAAGAAAGAUUGAGACAUACACGAAAUUCUGCAGUACGUGGUUUACCCUCCACUGCCUCUGGGAGGCUGAGGGGAACGCAAGACGUAGCUCCUCCUCCUCCCCCCCUUACUCCAACUUCGCAUACUGCUAAUGCCUCUCCUCGGCCAGUGUCUGGAAUGGAGCGAGAACGGAAAGUGAGUAUGAGAUUGCAUCGUGGUGCCCCUGUCAAUAUCUCUUCAUCUGAUUUAACAGGCCGCCAAGAUACUUCUCGCAUGUCAACUUCACAGAAUAGCAUUCCCUUCGAACAUCAUGGCAAGUAGCUGCUCGUCUCCUCGUUGGAAGGCAGCAUUGGAUUCCUGCUCGUGUGACUACCAGUGUUCUCCAGUCUGCUGUGCACCGAUGAAAAUAAUUUUGCCAUAGAGGGCAGAUAAUGCAUGGCUGAUCGCCUAUGUUACCAAUGGCUUUAUUAGCAAAAAUACCCCAACCUAGAGCAGAAAUAUUGCAACUGGAGCUCUCCAUGCCACUUACAAAGAGAUACUUGCAGGAACGUGGACAAACUCCAACAGCUGCCAUUAAAAGAGGCUCUUGCCAGAAACCCAAUGACCUUAAGUGAACUCUGUAGUAACAGGGCUGGAAAAGGAAGAGAUGGUUUACAGAGUUAACCACUUGUUGUUGAAAAGCCAUUUCAGUUCUCCUUCCACAGGUGGCAGACUUUACCCCUUUUUAUUAUUCUACUGUAACUAUAAAUCUUUUACCUGGUUGGUUAAAGAAAAUUUUAUAUCAUUUUGCUAAGAUUAUUGGCUUAAUUCUGUGUAAAGAAUUCUGUCUUGCUUUUGUCUGAUUUUAAAAAUGUCAAAUAUGAACAAUCCUGAAUUAAAGACAAUGACUUGAAAUUUCUUGUAAAAUUUAGCCUGGCAGGGAAUAUGUAAAUUAAUUAAAACCAUUUGAUUUUAUUUAAACUGUUUACUUUUUUUUGUAUGGUGCCAUUUGGGAUGUGGGGUGAGGGAGUUCUCCUGAAAGUUUUUUAAUAUGCAUUAGUUUUAUUACUUUGCUUCUUCCACAUUUUAAAUGGAACUCUCCAUGAAACACAGAAACAUUUUUGAAUUUUUACUCUUCUCUAGUACAGUCAGAGAAAAC